AUUAAGUCAAAAAGGGACAGGGAUGAUACAUUCUCUUUAUUAUAGAGAUUAAUGUUUAAUAUAAAAUAAUUUAUGUACAGGCUGCGUACUGCAAUCAUACAUCUAUACAAUUGCUAAAGAAGAAUAAACCACGUGGGGAGAUUCUCGUGAGAAAUUGUACAAUAGAUCCGCCAUCUUUCCAGGAGAUGGUCUCAUCGGACAUUCCAGGGAAGGAUACCGCUGAUUUUAAAUCUUCAAACUAUGGAUAUCUUCCACAAAAUCCAUCACAGGGACCUGGAUAUCCACCUUCACAAACACAAGGAUAUCCCCCUGCCCACGUACCCGGAUAUCCACCUGCCCAGGGACCUGGAUAUCCACCUGCCCAGGGACCCGGAUAUCCACCUGCCCAGGGACCCGGAUAUCCACCUGCUCAGGGACCCAGAUAUUCACCUUCAAAAGGACCUGGAUAUCCACCUGCACAAACACCAGGAUAUCCACCUGUACAGGGACCUGGAUAUCCAACUGCAAAUGGUCCUGAAAACUCUUUGUAUCCAUCUUUAGGACCAGAUAUAUAUCCACCGACUACGUCUGGAUAUCAUACAACCCCAGGAUCUGGAUAUGAAGAGCCCCUGGUAUAUCCUGCAGGAUAUCCUGCAGCCCCUGCCGGGCUCCCCUACCCUCCGAGCCCCUUUCAAGGAGUUCAAAAUCAGCCAGGGUCACCCCUGAGCCCCUGGAACCCCUCAAACUGAAGAGAUUGUGUCUAUAGACCCGUCACUGCCUUCAUUUACAAAGUUAUGUCGGAAUCUUAACUGAACCCUUGAAACUUUAAUCUGAGUAGCUAUACAAGGAAUAUAUCGUAGUUUGGAUCGAUCUUAUAAAUUAACACAUUUUCCUUCUUUUAUUAAAAUCAUAAUUAAAAAUAAUAAAAUAUUUCCUUCAUCCUUAAGGUCAGACAGACAAACAAGGGUACUGUUCGGUAUCGAACAUGUCAUGUCUUUAAAUGAAGAACCGUUUGAAAUCAACCGUAAAUCAAAAUGUACAUUUUAUUGGCUUUAAAUGAAGUUUUCUAAGAAAAAUUAACUCGAAAUUCUAGU
Molecule: messenger RNA, 1073 nt
Organism: Eurytemora carolleeae
Lineage: Eukaryota; Metazoa; Arthropoda; Copepoda; Calanoida; Temoridae
Product: calcium-binding protein P
Exons: 3
Coding region: 186-728 (180 amino acids)
Source: RefSeq, a predicted model, not a curated record